Cyclocybe aegerita is the source of this 2277-nucleotide messenger RNA. The record is from the annotation of a GenBank genome assembly. NCBI's taxonomy places the organism in Eukaryota, Fungi, Basidiomycota, Agaricomycetes, Agaricales, Hemipholiotaceae.
AUGUCCAUCAGCUCUCCCCUGCUCACACCGACUGCUUCGGGAUCGUCAACACCAGUCGUAUCCGACCGAAAAGCGUCAUGGGCGCCACAAACGCGCAACCCGGUCUCUCAACGAGUGUACAAAGUACUCAGCACGAACUUCGAUGACGAGGAGACACGACAGGCUUUACGGACGCUUUCAGAACUCUAUGCCUCGCCUGUACCCAAGGGCAAGGAGGUCCAAAACGUGUCAGCUGAGGAUGCCGAUGAAGACUUUGGCCAGGAGGGCGCUGCCGUUGGUGUGGACACGUCUUCCAACGCGGCACUAACGGAGAGCAUACCAGGGGAAUCAGCAGCUAGGGCAAGGAAGAACCUGAGGAGGGACAUGGAAAACAAACUUGCAGAGGGUAGCAAGAAGUUUCUGGAGGCUUUGGGUGAAGUCGACUCUAAACUCCGCGAACUUCAAGCCCACGUAGCGGCGAUGCGGGCCAGUUGUGACGAAGCUGAGACCCAACUGGCCCUGACGAACGAGUCGAGCAAGAUGCUAUUGGAGAGAGCAGGACAUCUACGCGAUGAACGGCAGGACGUGGAGGAUAAGAAAUCGAUUAUUACGCUGUUCCUGGCGCGGUUCACUCUCAGUGACUCGGAGGUCGAAGCUAUGACUUCGAGGGAAGUGCCCGUUGGCCAACGAUUCUUUGAGGCCAUGGACAAGACGGAGAGGAUCAGAGAAGAUUGUCGUGUCCUUAUGUCAGGAGAAGAGGGGCCAACGAAAGCUGGACUCGAAAUCAUGGCUUGGACAUCGACACAUCUCGAACAAGGCUAUGAGAAAAUUCUACGACAUUGUUCGAACGAAUUCCGGCAAAUCGGACGCGAUGCCCAACUGGAAGUUGCCCCUGGGAUGCGCGAAGCUGUCUCAAGACUACGAAAGAGACCUGAACUUCUAACAGAAGCUCUAACAUCCCUCUCCGAAACCCGCCAAGCUACACUGCUCUCCGCCUUUAUCAACGCCCUAACGCGUGGCGGACCCUCAGGUUAUCCUCGACCAAUCGAGCUUCAUGCACACGACCCUAUGCGCUAUGUUGGCGACAUGCUUGCGUGGGUGCAUCAAGCAAUUGCUGCGGAGCGCGAGUUCCUGGAGAGCCUGUUUGGUGUCAAGAGUGAUGGGCGGAUGGUGGGUAGUGUGCGGAGGUUCGACUCCAAGGGAGAGGAGGAGGAAUGGAUUCGCGAGCUGAUGGAUUUGGCUGUUGGAAAGCUCUGCGUACCGUUGAAGAUGAGGGUUCAACAAACCAUUCGAUCUCAAGAAAGCAGUAUCGUCUCGUAUAAGAUCGCCAACCUACUCCAGUUCUACCUCAUGACGAUGCGAAGAACGAUCGGAGAAGAAGCCCUUCUCUCGACAACCUUGAAAGAGAUCACCGAUAUUGCGUAUAAAGUCUUCUACGACUCAAUACAGACUCAGAGCGAGGCCUUGGCGCGAGUUCCUCUGGACCACGAUGACCCAUCUCUUACUCCUCCGCUUGCAAUCUUGGACCACGCCCAAAUUCUCCGCGAAGUGAUGUCUGUAUACCAAUCAUCGCUUCUCGGCGACGAGGAUCAAGACGAUGUCAACGAAGGCUUCCACCAAGUGCUAGAUAUCAUGGUCGAUCCUGUCGUGACGAUGUGCAUUUCACGUAGCGAAGAGAAGAAGAAAGCUCGACCGAGAUGGGAUGUCGCUGUUUUUGUGCUAAAUUGUCUGUGUUAUCUUCAGACGGUCCUUGCCUCAUUUGACUUCACGGCCAAGAAGCAAGCAGAAAUACGGACCAUUCUUGAUCAGCGGAUAUCGAUUCUAACCAACGAACAUAGUGCCAACGUCUUGCAGGACGCUGGUUUGCUUCAAGUUGCAGAGGCUUGCCGGAAUCGCACAACCAGCGAACCCCUGUCCCGAAUUCCGUCAACUCAACUCGCUGACCUCCAACGUGCAUUGCGGCGUUUCUCUCAGUGGCUCUCAGGACUUGAAGUUGUUCACUCCCCGCGUCUCGCCCAGCUUACGGUCCAGAAGCUUCAUUCGCAAAUCCACCAGGCAGCGUUGGCCAGACUGGCCAAAACAUACAGAAUGAUCUGUGAGGAGGUGAAGAAACCGGAGAACAGAUACGAGGCGGCAUCGACGCUCCUGGGUACCGAGAGACCGUUCGGGCAGAUACACUUGCUUUGGCAGAUCUUUGGGUUGGAGGAAGAGGAGAGUAGCAGUGAAGAGGAGGACGAUGAUGACGACGACGAUGAUGAUGAAGGCGAAUCAGAAGAUGACAGCGAUGAGAAAUCGUAG